Molecule: messenger RNA, 1576 nt
Organism: Schistocerca gregaria
Lineage: Eukaryota; Metazoa; Arthropoda; Insecta; Orthoptera; Acrididae
Product: probable N-acetyltransferase camello
Exons: 3
Coding region: 198-959 (253 amino acids)
Molecular function (GO): N-acetyltransferase activity
Source: RefSeq, a predicted model, not a curated record
UGUAGUAUAUAUCGGAUUGUGCGCUUGUUUUGACUGUGUGAAUGGGAUGUUGGGUGUAUACAAAUAUUUAGUUUUGUUUGAAUUAUAGCUUGGAUGUUGUUUUAAUUCGAGGUUUCGAAUGGUAACUCGUAGAAAAUAAUAUCUAGUUCAGGCCUAGAGGUUUCAGAAGGCAGAACUUGGUUACUGACGUUAUAAAAAUGGGAACAGUUGUUAUUCGGUAUUAUCAACCUGGAGACCAAUUACAGUGCCAAGAAAUUGUGAAGGAAGGGAUAAUGUCAACAGUCAACACGGCAUUUUUUGCUGGAUUGUUACGGGAAAUAACAUUUCAGUCAAUUAUUCUUGUGUCGGCCCUUCUGUUUAUUUUUGUCGGCAUUCCAUUUCGUAUUUGCUUUCUUACGGUGCCAGCAAGUGUAAUUUUCAUCGUGUAUGGAGGCAUCUACUUUGCCCAUGUCAUGAGGGCCAUGGAAGUCAGCCAGGAAAUAGCAGAUAUUCCCCGAGUAUACAUGUCGUCCCGUGAUACCGGAUUCUGGGUUGCAGAGGUCCACGAACCGUUGUCCAACACGUUGAAACCGAAAUCAGAGGUUAAAUAUAGGUUAGCAACUGAACAUGAUCAGCUAAAUGCUCUUGGUGGCUAUCAGCGACGAGUAGUGGGUACCAUAGCUGUGAUGCGAUGUCGAACUACUGAUAAUGCUGCAUGGAUACGUCGCCUAGCAGUUAGCAGUGAUUACCGACGUAAGGGUAUUGGAUCUGCUCUUGUAGAUCGUGCACUGAGUUUCUGCAGUGAAAGAGGUUAUAAAACAGCAGAGCUUGUUACAACAGAAUGCCAUUCUGAGGCAGGAGCUCUGUAUUUUAAAAAAGGUUUUGAGACCAAACAAAUUUAUCAUAGACAAAUAAUCGGCAGUCUUGUUACGGUGAUGAUGUAUUCAAUGACUAAAAAGACUGACUGUCUUAGUGCAUGAUACUAUAAGUUGUCUUAGUGUGUGAUGCUAUAAAUUGUCUGCCAAUAGUGUAUUGUUUCUAUUUACUCCUUCUGACAGCUACUACUCAGUGUUGUCAAGUGAUGAAUUACAGGCCUAAAGAGCAAUAAUUAUUUUGUUAGUGACGGGAGGAGUGGAAAAAGGCUACAUUAUCAGUGGCAGUGAGGUUGCUGCAUUCUACAGCUUAUUUAUACAUUUAAAAUUUAAGUAGAGGCACCCAGAAAAGACUUCCUUUAUGAGGAAUGUUGACAGGAUAUGAGUGGUGCUUUCACUUGGUAUUCUCAACUCUCAGUGGUUUUAAUCAGAAAGUAGAUUAAUUGUAAUGGUACCUUCUUAUAAAUGCCGUCCUUUGAUCAUUGGUUGACUGACAGAAUCUCAGUUAAAAUGUUCUGCCAAACUAUAAUCACCUAAGUACUUCGUCAGGCUGCUUAUAAUCUCUUGACCUUUUCAGUUGUGUAUAUUGUUGAUUUCUAUUAAGUAUUUUUGUAUAUUAGUGUUUGAGCAGUUAUUGAUCCAGUGUGUUUUUGUUUUUAGGUCGCUAUAUUAACACUGAGUUAUUUGUACUGUUUCUAGAAAAUAAAUGAUUGAUAAGAAAAAUA